Messenger RNA from Mobula hypostoma (lesser devil ray), 3256 nucleotides. RefSeq names its product deleted in malignant brain tumors 1 protein-like. The record is from RefSeq and is a predicted model, not a curated record. Gene Ontology annotation, cellular component: plasma membrane. NCBI's taxonomy places the organism in Eukaryota, Metazoa, Chordata, Chondrichthyes, Myliobatiformes, Myliobatidae. The transcript has 17 exons. Gene Ontology annotation, molecular function: serine-type endopeptidase activity. Gene Ontology annotation, biological process: zymogen activation. The coding region runs from base 53 to 3256 and encodes 1067 amino acids.
AUUUUAGAAGGUUUAAACUCAAGAGUCACCGCUGUCACUGAUAACUACGAGAAUGCUGUGGUGGUUGUCGGCACUGCUUAUGUUGCAGAUCUGGAAAUGGCGUCCGGGGGAUUGUCAGCCUGACCGGUCAGAAAGCGUGAAGUUGAGGUUGAUGAACGGAGGCAGUCGAUGCGCCGGGAGACUGGAGGUUCAUUAUUGGGGAAUCUGGGGGACUGUGUAUGAUAAUGCAUGGGACCAUAAGGACGCGACUGUGGUGUGCCGGGAGCUGGGUUGCGGCAAAGCGGUGGAUGCCCCGGGCGGGGCUCACUUUGGAGCAGGUUCCGGACCAGUUUGGACCUACAAUGUUCAGUGCAACGGAAACGAAGCAACCCUGCGGGAGUGUAAAUCUAGCACUUGGGGUCAUCGUGCGUUGUCUCACUCCAAUGAUGCUGGUGUCAUCUGCUCAGGUCACAGAGUUCCAAGAUUGGCGUCCGGGCAUGAGGAAUGCUCAGGAAGACUGGAGAUGCAGUUUGGUAAAACCUGGAAAACGGUGUGUGACCUGCUCUGGGACAUGGAAGAUGCCAAUGUGGUGUGCCAUCAGCUUCAAUGCGGAGUCGCUGUCUCUAUGCUCGGUGGAGCCCAUUUUGGAGCGGGGACUGGAACUAUACAGGACGGUGUACUUAACUGUUGGGGUAAUGAGUCAAACGUUCUGGAAUGUCCAUUUUCUUCAAGGAAUCAUGGUUGCAACCACACGAAUGAUGUCAGUCUAAUCUGUUCUGGGAAGGAUGGACCACGACUGGUUGGCGGGGAGAACAGAUGCUCUGGCCGUGUGGAAGUCCUGCAUGGAGACCAGUGGGGGACACUUUGUGAUGAGUACUUCAGCCUGGAAGAUGCAAGCGUGGUCUGCGAACAGUUACAGUGCGGUACAGUAAACGCAACUGCCAAGAGUGCUUACUUUGGCAAAGGAAUCGGGCCGAUGUGGAAGGAUAACUACCACUGUCUGGGAAACGAGUCCCGAUUAGCUGAUUGUUCAGUCUCAGCCUGGGGGGAGAUUCGCUGUUCACAUGGGAAUGACGCCAGUCUUAUCUGCACUGAUGAAAGUUGGUCCUUGAGACUGAACGAUGGGGGAAGCCGCUGCGAUGGCCAAGUGGAGGUGUAUGAUAAUGGUAUCUGGCAUAGACUGCAUGAUAAAUUUUGGACUAUCAAUGAAACAAACGUUGUCUGCAGACAACUGCAUUGCGGUUCCGCGAUAACUGCCUACAACUUAUCUAAGUAUAGAGGGAAUGAAUGGCCCGUGUUGGUGACGGACGUUCAAUGUGAAGGAAAUGAGUCGCACCUCCGAAACUGCAAGCGUUCAAUGCCGAAACAAUCUUCUUCUGACAUCACUGGUGUUGGUGUCCUGUGUUCAGGCCACUUGCAAUUAAGGCUGUCCGGAAGUGAUGAUGCAUGUGCUGGAAGACUUGAGAUUUAUCACGACGGAUCCUGGGGAACAGUUUGUGAUGACUCCUGGGAUCUGGAUGAUGCUAAUGUGGUCUGCAAGCAACUGGGUUGUGGAUCUGCUUUGGAGGAUAAAACAAUUCUUGAUUACUGUGGUCAAGGUACUGGAGUAGUUUGGUUGGAUGAAGUAAAUUGUUCGGGUAAUGAACCGCAUCUUUGGGAAUGUCCUUCAGCUCCAUGGGGCCAACAUGACUGCACCCAUAAAGAAGAUGUGACAGUUAAGUGUUCCGAACACAAAGAAAUAUGCCUGAUGAAUGGAGAGCGGCGAUGUGAAGGCAGAGUGGAAGUGCGGUACAAUGGGACGUGGGGAACAGUUUGUUCCGAGACACUGGAUAAAAAUGCUGCAAAUUUGAUCUGUAAACAAAUGAAAUGCGGACCCCUGAUAUCUAUUAAACAUGACUCCAGUACAUAUGGAAAGGGAUCUGGUCUAAUAUGGCUGGAUGAGCUAAAAUGUUCUUCAUACGAGUCCUCCUUUUGGCAGUGUCGUGCUGACCCAUGGGGGAAACACAACUGUGACCACAGGGAGGAUGCAGGAGUUGUAUGUGAAGAAGCAAGAAUACCAGAGGGUUGCAGCGUAAAGUCUUGCGAUUCAAGAAAUGUACCUGGUUCUCAAGAAUUGCAGUUGCGUCUUUUUGGCAGCAAUGCCAAUUGUUCAGGAAGGUUGGAGAUAUUUUUCAACAAUACCUGGGGCACUGUAUGUGAUGAUUCCUGGGAUCUGGCCGAUGCCAGUGUUGUCUGCAGGGAUUUGGGCUGUGGCUCUGCCCUUUGGACACAAGCGCCGGAUGAAAUUAUUCAGAGUGAGGGUGAUAUCUGGCUGGAUGAAGUGAAAUGCAAAGGGAGUGAAUCUCUUUUGUCCAGUUGUCCUUCCUCUCCACUCGGUCAACAUGACUGUGAUCACAAGGAAGAUGUCUUUGUUGUUUGUUCUGCAAUGCCCAUACGUCCCGCUAAUUCCACCGAUUCAGUGUUCGUUACUGUCUGCAUUACCCUUGGGAUCAUCCUCGUGGCUGAGUUUUUUGCCCUGCAGCUGAUAAUAAAGAUACAGUCAGCAAGAAGAGGUGCAGUGUUAAAAGGCGGAGACUCAGCCGAUAUCUUUUACCAAGCAAUUUAUGAAGAGAUUGAGACUAUUCCACACGUCAAAAAGUUGGAUAAUACAGGAGAUUCAGGUUCUGGUUCAAUUGAUUCUCUCAAUCAGAUCGACUAUUACACUGGCGACCCGUUUAACAGCACCGUUCAUGGACUAGAAUGUAGUGAAGGAAACCGCUGUGUUCCCGAUCUGGUUCCCGGCGCUGAAAGUAAUACGAUUGAUUAUCCUGAUGCUCUGGCCCGGAUGGCCAGCGGUACCGACAAUCUGAUGAUGCUCACAGUUUCCCAAGAUGUCCAUGAAAAUGAAGGGCGUCCGGGGGAUUGUCAGCCUGACCGGUCAGAAAGCGUGAAGUUGAGGUUGAUGAACGGAGGCAGUCGAUGCGCCGGGAGACUGGAGGUUCACUACUGGGGAAUCUGGGGGACUAUGCAUAGUUAUACUUGGGACCUACAAGACGCGACUGUGGUGUGCCGGGAGCUGGGUUGCGGCAAAGCGGUGGAUGCCCCGGGGUGGGCUCAGUUUGGAGCCGGUUCCGGACCCGUUGUGACCCAAAAAGUUCAGUGCAACGGAAACGAAGCAACCCUGCGGGAGUGUAAAUCUUACCCUUGGAAUCAUUAUACAUGGCCUCACUCCAAUGAUGCUGGUGUCAUCUGCUCAGGUAAAAAUCAGGAUUUUGUCCCUUCCAUCUCGCUGGAUUGA